AUGUUCGCCUGGCUCGGCUGGGUGGUUGAGGAUGCGAAGGAUGCUGACGUCAGCACGCACGGCUCGAGCGAGGCUUCGCCCUCGGCGACGGUGGCAAGCCGCGUCGCAAACCACAACCUCCGGGGGGACGCCAGCAGCGGCCUCCGGUUAGAGGUUGACACGUUGCGCAAGAGGGUGCGGGGACUGGAGGAACAGCUGGAGGUGCAGUCGGCGCUCGAGCGUGCGGAGGCCGCGGGCGCGCAGUCAACAGAGCUGACGAGAGCCAACGCUGACUUGCGGGUCGUGAACCGGCAGAUGACCCUCGAGCUGGAAAAGCAGGCAACGGAGCUCGGGGCGGCGACCCUCGCCCGCAAACACGCGGAAGACCGGCUCGCCGAGAUGCUCGAGCAUCGCAUUUUUGGCGAUGCGGCGGCCGAGACCAUCCAGUGGACCAAAUCGCCGCGCACAGUCAGGGCCAGGCCCGCCAUCAACGCGCAGCAGCCCACGGAAGGAUGUCUCGUCAGAGUUGGAUUCAAGCGCGGCAAAAGGAUGCUGCGUGCUUCAGUGACGCGUCAGCACGAGCGGGUCUCGUAA
Emiliania huxleyi CCMP1516 is the source of this 573-nucleotide messenger RNA. RefSeq lists its product as hypothetical. Bases 1 to 573 code for a protein of 190 amino acids. The transcript is spliced from 4 exons. Lineage: Eukaryota; Haptophyta; Isochrysidales; Noelaerhabdaceae. The record is from RefSeq and is a predicted model, not a curated record.